GAAGAGGCGGAGCUCGCGGAGGAAGUCUGCAGUCGUCUGUGCUCGCUGUCUGGGCCGAAGGAGGGGCUUGCUGGUCGGGGAAAGGCUGAAUGUCCGGCGGCAUCGCCUGGGUGGUGUCGCCGCCGGGGUCCUGGGCCGGGCCGCCAUAUGAGACGGUUUAAGCGGAAGCAUCUUACAGUGGUCGACUGCCAUCAUUUGGCCCGGAGUCAUUUGGCUGUGACUCAGCCCUUCAGUCAGAGAUGGACAAACAGAGACCCUAACCAUGGUCUCUAUCCUAGACCCAGAACAAAAGGACGGAAUAGGGGUCGAGGAUGUCAGAGAUAUAUUUCUGAGUUCUUCCUAGCUGGCCACCAGCACUGUACCAAUGACAUGGCCAAAAGCAAUUCUGUUGGCCAGGACAGCUGUCAGGACGCUGAGGGUGACAUGAUUUUAACUGCAGAGAGCAGUUGUACUCUGCCUCAGGUGGAUAAUGGAGAAGCGAGGCUGGGCUCAUCAGGAUCUGCACAGCCUGCCAGGAAGCGGGCUCACUGCUUUGAGGAAGCCACAGAGAGCGGCCAGUGGGAUGGCGUUACUAAGAAGACACCGCGCCAUCGUUUGUUCCCAUCGUGUUCAAGGCUUAGGGAGGCCAGGCAAGGGGCAGAGGACAGUUUGUCCCAGUGCUCCCCAGUGCCGGGGGAAGCUGGCCGAGACAUUGAGGACAUUGGUCCUGAUCCCUUGCCUGACUCAUACUAUGGGCUUCUUGGAAUGUUGCCUUGUCAGGAAGUGCCCAGCCACAUUUGCAGGCUGCCAAGUGAAGUGCUGAGACACAUCUUUGCUUUCCUGCCAGUGGAGGACCUCUACUGGAAUCUCAGCCUGGUGUGCCACCUGUGGAGGGAAAUAAUCAAUGACCCGCUGUUCAUUCCUUGGAAGAAGCUAUAUCAUCGAUACUUGAUCAAUGAAGAGCAGGCUGUCAGCAAAGUGGAUGGCAUUCUCUCGAGCCAUGGCAUAGAAAAGGAUUCGGACCUAUGUGUGCUGAACCUCAUACGAUACACGGCCACCACCAAAUGCUCCCCAAGUGUUGACCCUGAGAGGGUGCUGUGGAGCCUGAGGGAUCAUCCUCUACUUUUGGAGGCUGAGGCGUGCAUGCGGCAACAACUACCUGACCUCUAUGCAGCUGCUGGGGGCAUUAACGUCUGGGCCUUGGUGGCAGCCAUGGUGCUCCUCUCCAGCUGUGUGAACGACAUCCAGCAUCUGCUCUUCUGCCUCAGGAGACCCAGCUCCACAGUGACCAUGCCAGAUGUCACCGAGACCUUAUACUGCAUAGCUGUGCUCCUUUAUGCCAUGAGGGAGAAGGGGAUUAACAUCAGCAAUAGGAUUCACUACAACAUUUUCUAUUGCCUAUAUCUUCAGGAGAAUUCCUGUACUCAGGCCACCAAAGUUACAGAGGAGCCAUCUGUCUGGCCAGGCAAGAAAACAUCUAUCCAGCUAACACAUGAACAACAGCUGAUUCUGAACCAUAAGAUGGAGCCUCUCCAGGUGGUAAAAAUUAUGGCAUUUGCAGGCACCGGGAAGACUUCUACCCUGGUCAAGUAUGCUGAGAAGUGGUCUCAGAGCAGGUUUCUGUAUGUCACGUUCAACAAGAGCAUCGCAAAGCAGGCAGAGCUUGUCUUCCCCAGCAACGUCAUCUGCAAGACCUUCCAUUCCAUGGCCUACAGUCACGUCGGGCGGAAGUACCAGCUGAAGAAGAAGUUGAAUCUCUUCAAGUUGACACCCUUUAUGGUUAACUCCGUCCUUGCUGAAGGAAAAGGUGGAUUUAUAAGGGCCAAGUUAGUGUGUAAGACUUUAGAAAACUUCUUUGCAUCAGCUGAUGAAGAGCUAACUAUCGAUCAUGUGCCCAUUUGGUGCAAGAAUAGCCACGGGCAGAGAGUCAUGGUGGAGCAGAGUGAGAAACUGAAUGGUGUCCUUGAAGCAAGCCGACUCUGGGACAACAUGCGGAAGCUGGGGGAAUGCAAAGAAGAGGCAUACCAAAUGACACAUGAUGGCUAUUUGAAACUCUGGCAGCUGAGCAAACCUUUGCUUGCCUCUUUUGACGCCAUCUUUGUGGAUGAGGCCCAGGACUGUACCCCAGCUAUCAUGAACAUAGUUCUGUCUCAGCCAUGUGGGAAGAUCUUUGUAGGGGACCCCCACCAGCAGAUCUAUACCUUCCGAGGUGCAGUGAAUGCUCUGUUCACAGUUCCCCACACCCACGUCUUCUAUCUCACACAGAGUUUUAGAUUUGGUGUGGAAAUAGCCUAUGUGGGAGCUACCAUUUUGGAUGUCUGCAAGAGAGUCAGGAAGAAGACGUUGGUUGGAGGGAACCAUCAGAGUGGCAUAAGAGGUGACAUAAAGGGACAAGUAGCUCUGCUGUCCAGGACCAAUGCCAAUGUGUUUGACGAGGCUGUCCGGGUAACAGAAGGAGAAUCCCCUGCAAGGAUACAUUUGAUUGGGGGGAUUAAAUCGUUUGGAUUGGACAGAAUCAUUGACAUUUGGACCCUUCUUCAGCCAGAGGAAGAACGGAGGAAACGAGACCUCAUCAUUAAAGACAGGUUCAUCAGAAGAUGGGUGCAUAAAGAAGGCUUCAGUGGCUUCAAGAGGUAUGUGACUGCUGCCGAGGACAAGGAACUGGAAGCGAAGAUUGCGGUAGUUGAAAAAUACAAUAUCAGGAUUCCAGAACUGGUAGAAAGGAUAGAGAGAUGCCACAUAGACGAUUUGGACUUUGCAGAGUACAUUUUGGGCACCGUGCACAAAGCCAAAGGGUUAGAGUUUGACACUGUGCACGUUUUGGAUGAUUUCGUGAAAGUGCCUUGUGCCAGGCAUAAUCUUGCCCAGCUUCCUCACUUCAGAGUUGAGUCGUUUUCUGAGGAUGAAUGGAAUUUACUGUAUGUUGCUGUUACUCGUGCCAAGAAGCGGCUCAUAAUGACCAAAUCCCUGGAGAACAUCCUGACUCUGGCUGGGCAACAACGAAGGAUGCUGGGUGGAAAGGAACGGCUCCUCGGAUGUACAGAGGCAAGGUUCCUGAAGCAGGUAGGCUCUAACAAGUGGUAUGAGAAUGGGGUCUGUGCCAGACUGUAUAGGCUUGCUUAAAAUGUCAGCGGUUUUCAUAUCAUUCUUAACUCUGCAUGUGCUCAGCUAAUUCACGUAUCCUGUGGGAAAACUGGCAAGUUUGUUUUCUAAAGCUACACUUCUCCCUUCUGCUUCUUCUGAAAUGGCAGCUGCUUCUUGCAGUAGGCUUUCCAAGAAGAAUUCACCCUUCUGGGGAACAUUAGUCUUUAGGCAUUGAGGCCAAGUCCCGUAUGGAGACUGAGGAAAGUGAGCUGGUUCAUACCCAGUCUUUUAUGUAAUCCUCAAGCUUUACCCGCCAUUAACAACUUCCUUUCCUUGCCUGCCUUAUCUCUGUCUCUGUCCUGCUUUUCACAGGCACAGGAUAAAUGAGUUCAGUCAACCACCCUUGAGUUUGUAUUAACAGUUCCUAGGAUGCAUCCUUCCUGAACCAAAGAGAUUUAAGUUGGGAGUUUAAACUGUAAGUGUGAAAGCUGACAGAGGUGCUUUCGCCUUCAGUGUUACAUUAGUGUUUAGACCUUUAAUAAACCAUUCUGGCAUAUGACAGCUUCCCAGUAGAAGUCUCACGGAACAGAAUAAUCAUUUCACACUGUGAGUUAGGUAGGAUUUUACCUUUGGAAGUGUUGAGACGGUAGAGUUGAGAAAAGAUUUCAUGAAGACUGGAGAGGAAGCUCAGUGGGUAACAGAGCUUGGCCCUGGGAGGAGUGAAUAACUUAGAAGGGAACCAAAACUGUCAGCUGAUACCACUAAUAAUGUUGUCUAACAUUCUUUUAUGUGUGUAGAAUCGUUAUGAAGCGAAAAGACACAAUGAAUUUGUGUAGCUGCUCUGGGAGGACUUGACAAAAAUCUGUUACUUAAGGAGUUUAGGCUGUCAGUUGUUAGGACUCAGUUGGAACCGGAAGGUUUGUGUCAGCGUUGUUGUCGCCUUCAUGGAAUGCUUGACAUACACUAAAGAACCAAAGGUGAUUGUGUUUCAGCUCACAGUUAAGAGGGUUCAUCAUGGUGGAAAAGGUGUAUUGCCGCAGUGCAGCUCAUACCUUGUUAGUGAGGUAGCAGAGAAAGAGCUAUACAGGGAAGGUCAGGGCCAGGGUAAGCCCCAGAUGUGGCCUGCUUGCUCCAGCUGGUUCCCACCUCGUACUUCUCACCACCCCCAGGAAUGUCAUAGUAUGGAUCCGUCUAUUUUGAUUAGACAGGGUCAGAUUGUCUUUAGAAUUGCCCUCACAGACACAUGCAACAGCAUGCUUCACUAAGUUGUAGUGAAUAGAUUCUCUAUCAGUCAGCCUGAGACUGAAGACUAUCACAGUGAUUCUGUUUCUUCUAUUCCUCUGUAACACAUAGAAAAGUCCUGCAAGAGAGAACCAAAUGAAUCAAAUAGUGGUCACAGAUAGUGAAAAGUUCAGUAAGUAGCUUGUUGUUACCUAGCAAAUGUGGAGUCCCACUUUAGUGGUCAGAAAACAUGUGCAGUCUGCUAAUAUGUCUAUACUGUAUAGAACUCCUCUGGAGCCACCCAACCUGAGGUGAAGGGCCCUGGCCUGGUGGCACCUACACUUGAGAUGGCUAAUGUUGUGUUGGGUGUUUGCUUGCUGUGUGCCAGGCUCUACCCCUCCCUGUGCUGUGGUGUUUCCUCUUUAUGGAGACAAUGUACAGAUAGAAAACUGCAGGAACCUUCUCUGCUGUACGCAGUAGAGACAAGAAUACGCAGUGGACACAGGAAUACGCAGUGGAGACAGGAAUACGCAGUGGAGACAAGAAUACGCAGUGGACACAGGAAUACGCAGUGGAGACAGGAAUACGCAGUGGACACAGGAAUACGCAGUGGACACAGGAAUAUGCAGUGGAGACAGGAAUAUGCAGUGGAGACAGGAAUACGCAGUGGACACAGGAAUACGCAGUGGACACAGGAAUACGCAGUGGAGACUGGAAUAUGCAGUGGAGACAGGAACACGCAGUGGAGACAGGAAUACGCAGUAGAGACAAGAAUACGCAGUGGACACAGGAAUACGCAGUGGACACAGGAAUACGCAGUGGAGACAGGAAUACGCAGUGGACACAGGAAUACGCAGUGGACACAGGAAUAUGCAGUGGAGACAGGAAUACGCAGUGGACACAGGAAUACGCAGUGGACACAGGAAUACGCAGUGGACACAGGAAUACGCAGUGGAGACAGGAAUAUGCAGUGGAGACAGGAAUACGCAGUGGACACAGGAAUACGCAGUGGACACAGGAAUACGCAGUGGAGACUGGAAUAUGCAGUGGAGACAGGAACACGCAGUGGAGA
Molecule: messenger RNA, 5356 nt
Organism: Mus musculus (house mouse)
Lineage: Eukaryota; Metazoa; Chordata; Mammalia; Rodentia; Muridae
Gene: Fbh1
Product: F-box DNA helicase 1
Exons: 20
Coding region: 148-3102 (984 amino acids)
Biological process (GO): DNA repair; protein ubiquitination; negative regulation of double-strand break repair via homologous recombination
Cellular component (GO): nucleus; chromosome; SCF ubiquitin ligase complex
Molecular function (GO): single-stranded DNA binding; ATP binding; DNA translocase activity
Source: RefSeq, a predicted model, not a curated record